Messenger RNA from Misgurnus anguillicaudatus (oriental weatherfish), 2865 nucleotides. It is a transcript of the gene c7b, whose product is annotated as complement component 7b. The record is from RefSeq and is a predicted model, not a curated record. Gene Ontology annotation, molecular function: protein binding. NCBI's taxonomy places the organism in Eukaryota, Metazoa, Chordata, Actinopteri, Cypriniformes, Cobitidae. Gene Ontology annotation, biological process: complement activation. Gene Ontology annotation, cellular component: membrane attack complex.
AUUGCUGAUGUCAUUAGAGCUGCAGUAUAUGAACAGGACUCCCACUGUACAGUAUAGCACAAACCUGUCUUAACAGUACAGACAUCUACAGAAUAAAGAUGUGCACAGCUGUUGCUCAGUCCGGCAUAUUAGUUCUGCUUACGGUUCUGCCGUAUAUUUGGUGUGAACAGCCAGUAAACUGCAGGUGGGGACCUUAUGGGGAAUGGUCAGAAUGUGACGGCUGUACCAGGACACAGGUUCGAACACGUCAUAUAGAGAUAUUCUCUCAGUUCGGAGGCAGUUCUUGUACAGGGGAUGCCAUUCAGAGACAAAACUGCGUUACAAAGAAAAGCUGUCCCUUACAGGAGGGAUGCGGAAACAGAUUUCGUUGUACAUCUGGUCGAUGUAUCAGCCAAUCUCUGGUGUGCAAUGGUGAUCAUGACUGUGAGGAUGGUUCAGAUGAACAGCGAUGCAGUGGCUCUAUAGUGUGUAAUGAGCAAAAGCCACCACCCAACUCUGACCUCACAGGACGAGGGUUUGACGUGUUGACGGGUGAGCUGAAAGCUGGGGUCAUUAACACUCGUAGCUUUGGUGGGCUGUGCAGAAAAGUGUUCAGUGGAGACCACAGUGAUUUCUACAGACUUCCACAGAGUCUGCUAAGAUAUACGUUUCAGGUCAGUGUUGAAAAUGAUUUCAGUGACGAGUAUUAUGACAGCUCCUGGUCUUACACGAGGCAUGAAGAGGAUAGAAAGCAAAUUAGGGGAGGCCACGACCAUAAAACCUUUCAUAAUGAACUCAAGCAGGAUAAGGAAUAUCACCUGCUAAUCAUUAAGAAUGAUGUAGAAGUGGCUCAGUUUCAGAAUAGUGCUCCUCAGUAUCUCCCUCUAUCUGAAGACUUCUGGAAAGAUCUAUCUGCCCUGCCAAGCACAUAUGACCCAGCGGCCUAUCGAUCAUUUUUACAACGCUAUGGUACCCAUUACAUGGAAGAGGGCACUUUAGGUGGCCAGUACCGAGCCCUGCUGGAGCUUGAUGCAAACUCUAUGAUGGAGAUGAGUAGAACAGAUGUUGAUUUCCACCAGUGUAUUACACGGGUGAAGCGACGCCUCUUCUAUAAGAAAAGAACAACCAAGUGUGUGAAACUGAUGAACACAAUUGAGAAUCUCAAUAAAAACAGUAAUCGUCAGAUGGAAGUUAAGACAAAUAUUAUCGGAGGGCAUACUGCGUAUAUUGGUGGUCUUAGUGUCCUAGACUUGGAGGAUCCUGACAAUAACAAACGGAUGUAUUCAAAAUGGGCAGGUUCAGUGAAGGACUUUCCUACAGUGAUUAAAAAGAAGUUGCGACCACUGUAUGAAUUGGUCAAAGAGGUGCCAUGUGCUGGACUGAAAAAACAUCACCUGAAGAGGGCCCUAGAAGUCUAUGUGGAGGAGCAGAGCCCCUGUCACUGCAGGCCGUGUCAAAACAAUGGUAGGCCUGUGCUUACCGAAGGCCAGUGUACCUGUGUGUGUAAGCCGGGCACCAGUGGAAAUGCCUGCCAGAACGGUCAUGUGAUUGGAGGACAACCAGGAGUGAUUGAAGGUGGCUGGAACUGCUGGUCUGCCUGGAGCAGCUGCUCUCAGGGUCAGAAGUCAAGGACUCGUUCAUGUAAUAAUCCUGCUCCUAGAAAUGGAGGCAAGCAUUGCAUAGGACAGACCACAGAGCACAAACGCUGUGAAGACCCUGAUCUUGAACAUUUAAAAAUGAUGGAGCCCCACUGCUUUGAUUUCUCACUGACACCAGUGAAGUCAUGUAAAAGUCCACCUCCUUUGAAGAAUGGAUUUGUUUUGGAUCCAAAAGACAUCUAUCCAGUGGGAAGUAAGAUUGAGUACACCUGUACAGAUGGACAUGAUCACAUUGGGGACCCGAUUGCAGAGUGUACAGAGAACCUGACUUGGAAGACUUUUCCUAUGGAGUGCAAAAAAACUGCAUGUGACCCUCCACCCGUUCUGAAUAAUGUCAUUGCCACACCCUCAAAACAAGCCUAUUUGAUUGGGGAGAGCGUGUCCCUGUCAUGCCCACCUGGGAUGCAACGAGAAGGAGAAGCAGAAAUCCUGUGCCGUCUUGGCCUAAGCUGGUAUCCAGCACCUAAGAAUAUCAGAUGUCAACCAGUGGAAACAGUUCCCACCCAGCCAAGCCUGCUGUGCAAACCAUGGGAGAAAGUUGGAAAGGGUCAGUGUGUUUGCAAAAUGCCAUAUGAAUGCAAGGCGUCACUCCAGGUUUGUGCCUCGGUACGUCCCGGUCGAGUAAACAGAAUGAGCGUCUGCCAGCUUGGAGCUUUGCAGUGUUUGGGACAAAAACCCUCUCUGCUACAGGACAAUGCAUGCAGUUGGCCAAAAACCAAUUUUACAUCUUGUCAAGACUGCCAUCAAUGGGAGACAUGUGACGGGAUGAAAUGUGAAUGUAAAGAUCCUGAGGACUGCACUGUUGACUCCGCCCACAUGUGUGUCUCUGUAAUGGGCGGAGCUUCUGAGAUGAUCUCAGAGUGUGAGGCGGGAGCUUGGAGAUGUAAAGGAAAAGAGAUCACAAUACUCAACAUUGGAGACUGUCAGAUAUAAAGACUUUUCAUUAUCUCAGUGUUAUGACAGCCUUGUAUGAUGGUUUAACUGCAAGUAAUGUAUUAUGUACUAUAAUAAUGUAUUGUUCUUAUUUUUUUAUAAAAAAUAAUAUUGUAAAUAAGUCUGUAAAAAACAGUUAACACAUUUAUAUUUUAUUAAGAUGUUUAAUAGAGUUCAAAUACAGGAACAAAUACAGGUUUUUAAAUUUAUACAAAAAUAACCACAUUACAUGUUGUGAAUUAAUCUGUCAUCAUUUUGAUGUAAAAAUAAAUCCAAAAAGAUUUAUUAAAAAUUA